This is a messenger RNA of Chondrus crispus (carragheen), 114 nucleotides long. RefSeq lists its product as hypothetical. The coding region runs from base 1 to 114 and encodes 37 amino acids. The transcript has a single exon. NCBI's taxonomy places the organism in Eukaryota, Rhodophyta, Florideophyceae, Gigartinales, Gigartinaceae. The record is from RefSeq and is a predicted model, not a curated record.
AUGUGGCGGCCACAGGCUUGUUUCAUGUUUUAUCUUCGCGCCAUUGUGCAGAAAAUAGAUUCGCAUUCAGCGUUCAUUGCAUAUGUACGCCCUCUAAUUAUCCAUGUGCUGUAG